AUGAAGAAGGCAAAGAAGGAAAGGCGGACGACAACUACAUCAACAGAGCAAGUGGUUCAGAAACCACAAAAAGAAGCACCGGUGAAAUCAACUUCUAUGCAAACUUCAAUUUCAACAAUUCCAACCAAAUGUCAACAACUGCAAAUACCAGAUGUUAAACAAUCCGAGAUAGAGAUCAAUUCUGUUAGCCAAAAAAAGGUGACUGGAAAAGAAGGAAUCACUGAAGAUGAAAUGAAUGAGAGAAACGUGAAGGACCAGACAAAAACGAGCCAAGGGAUGAAUGAGGAUGAAAUAGCAAGUGAAUAUUUGCCGACACCUAUGGAUUAUUUUCUGAACGGUCAGUUGGUGAGUCGACCAUCAAGAUACGAUGAGGCUAAAUACAAUCUCGGUGAUCGAUCUUGA
Loa loa (African eye worm) is the source of this 402-nucleotide messenger RNA. RefSeq lists its product as hypothetical. The record is from RefSeq and is a predicted model, not a curated record. The coding region runs from base 1 to 402 and encodes 133 amino acids. Lineage: Eukaryota; Metazoa; Nematoda; Chromadorea; Rhabditida; Onchocercidae. The transcript has 2 exons.